UGGGCCCGCAGGUGUGGACAACGGCGGGAUUCCACGCCCCGCAGAGGCCCACCAGCUCUGGGGAGGGCAAGGGAGACGUGAUCCAGGGCCGCCCCCAGGCUGAUGUCCCAGUCUGUGCCUUUCAAGAAACAUGGAGGUAAUUCAUGGCAGGCCCUACUGUUGCAGAGAGCUUGAAGGAGCUGACCUAUUGUCAAACACCUUUUACUCUAAUGAAUUGCACACUCCAUUACAAACAGCUACUCGCCCAACUGCCUCCGAGGACAGAUAUCAGGAAUUAAGGGAGUCAUUCCAACAAUGUAGACUUCCAUGGGGUGCUGACAGAGAAUAUGGUGGGGUAAUACCCAUUUCACUCCCUGAGGAGCACAGGCCAAAAUGUGAACCUCCUCAUGUCAUGGGCAAAGGACAUCAGCAUUAUGGAUUUGGUGGAGAAACCUGGCCAAGAAAACUUCCUAUUGAACAAUUCUAUUAUUUGACACAGAACAAAAAAAGUGACAUCUAUGGAAAUGAUUCUUUGAUGCCCAAACCACCUAAUGCAACAGUACAAGAAACCUGCUUCCCAUAUCCGAUUGAACACCCCUACCACACACACAUCUCACGUGGUGCCAUGUUCCCGACCUUUACAUCACCUAAGGAUCCUUACACUGGGAUUAAAGCCCGAAGCCAACGGCCGUUUCCUCCCACUGUGCCAACGAAGGCUUACGAUACGACGAUUUUGAAAACAAGAGGUAACCCUUACAGAUAUGAACUGCUUGAUUUUCCAAUGGAUUCAAAGAAGAAAGCCUUGAAUUGGCCAGGUCAGGGUGUAUAUUAUGAUUUUCCUAAAUGUGUUGGAAAGAACAAGCCAGUGUUCUACCCAAAACCUCCUAAAACCUUCGCUCCUAACACUUCUUUAAAUUCGUGGGACCCGAUUAACUCUCUAAAAGAAGCCAAUAUACAAAGAAAUCUUGAGAGGUCCCACUGGAUCACUUCAUAUGCUCAUGAUUUUACAGGUCUGGGGCCCAUGAACCCCCUUGAACUGGAUGAUUACCAUGAAAAGGAGAGAGCAGAGUUAACUGGACAGAUAGGAUUUGACCCAGAGCCUCAAGAAAAAUUCCAUCCUGUCUUAAAACCUCCAAGACCCCUAGCAGGACGAAUUGCUCGACUGAUGCAGAACCGACGGCCUCUGGAGGCUGUUGUCCAGCAGAGACCACACUCCUGUCCAGAUUGUACCCCUAGAGUUUUGUGUAAUUUUCAUACCUUUGUACCCAGUUCUACAGAAAUGAUGGCACUUAGUGAUAACACACUGGCAGGUGUCACCCAUAAAAAACAGGAAAUUGAAGACAAGAUUAAGGAAGAACAAAGUUUGCUAUCUACCUAUGCAUCCCCACCUUGUUACCCAACAAGAGAUCUGACUAACGUUUGCGACAUAAAAAUAUCUCCAAAAAUCACAGAUACUAAGAAGAUAAAAGAUUUGUACUGGAGACAGCUGGCAUUAAAACCCCAACCUAUACCUUGCUAUAGCCCAAACCAUUACAUUCAGUAUGAGCAUCUAAAACCUGCCAUACGUGACCCGUGUACUAUGUGUCAAAACUCUGUUAGCUUUAGUAAGCCUACUAUUUUAGAAAGUAAACCAGACUUGGAAGCUUUUGAUUUUGAACAUUUUUUAAGUAAGCCAGAAGAAAGGCUGACCUUGAACACAGAAAACAAUGAGGAGACAAGACCCAUUCUGGGUUGGAUUCCUAGAGCUGGAGUGGCCAAGCCUCAGACUGACCUGCUAGGGCUUAAGAACUCUUUUUCAAAAACUGGUGCACAAAAACGUUUCCAUAAAUCAAUUCUAGAAGACCAUAAAGACCUCAGGGAUAAGGAGCAUUCAGGGAUGAAACACCAAUUCUAUGGCUAUAAUUCCUAUUAUUUCUAUAAUUGAGAUUUUCAUCCUUUCCUUCAAAACCCAGCCUCUUGCAAGAAAAGUAAAAAUUUAACAGAAUUUC
Molecule: messenger RNA, 1967 nt
Organism: Herpailurus yagouaroundi (jaguarundi)
Lineage: Eukaryota; Metazoa; Chordata; Mammalia; Carnivora; Felidae
Gene: SPMIP4
Product: sperm microtubule inner protein 4
Exons: 10
Coding region: 131-1903 (590 amino acids)
Cellular component (GO): centrosome
Source: RefSeq, a predicted model, not a curated record